Molecule: messenger RNA, 1792 nt
Organism: Octopus sinensis (East Asian common octopus)
Lineage: Eukaryota; Metazoa; Mollusca; Cephalopoda; Octopoda; Octopodidae
Product: E3 ubiquitin-protein ligase MIB2-like
Exons: 12
Coding region: 142-1539 (465 amino acids)
Biological process (GO): signal transduction; protein ubiquitination
Cellular component (GO): cytoplasm
Molecular function (GO): protein binding; ubiquitin-protein transferase activity
Source: RefSeq, a predicted model, not a curated record
GAGAAAGAGAAGUAUAGGAAUGAAAGAGGGAGAUAGAGAGAGAAAGAAGGAGAGAAAGAGGAAAGAAAACGAGAAAGAGAGUGAGAGACAAAGAGAGAAAAGAGAGAGAGAGAGGGAGAAAAUGGAAUUUCUCUAUUUCACAUGUCCUCACUUUCUUCAUUACAGAUUAAUAAACCUAGUGAUUGGUUGGGACGAACUCCUUUAAUGUUGGCCUCUGAAGUGGGCGCCGAUAGAAGAAUCAUCGACAUUUUGAUAGACGCAGGAGGCCAGGUCGGAGCGAAAGACCGAUGGGGUGAGACAGCUUUGCAUUUGGCUGUGAUUUGUGAUGAACCUCAUCCUGUGGAGAUCUUACUAUCUCGGGGCAGUGAGGUUAAUCCUCGAAAUGAAGAUGGUCGCACACCGCUGCACGUGGCCUGUUCACGGGGAUACUUGCACAUUGUCGACAUUUUGUUGGGUCACAAUGGCAUCGAUGCCAAUGUUGUGGACAACAAUGGAGACACACCACUGCAUGAGGCAGUUCGGGAGCGAAAAUAUAAAGUGGUGUGUGCGAUGCUGAAGCAGGAUUCGGUGAAUUUAGAAAUUGUGAACAAAGAAUAUAGGACACCAUUGCUUGAAGCUGUUUCGAACGGUCACCUCGGAAUAAUUCAGAGGCUGAUAGCCAGGGGUGCGAAUGUAAAUGCUCUCAACCAUGGAGGAAAUAAUUGCCUGCACCUGGCGUUAGCAACCAAAGAAUUUAAUUCUGAGGUGGAGCACAUGACCAUGUUAGAUCAGUUCUGCGAAGAGCUGAAACUGGGAAACGAAGAAAGGUACUCUGGCGUGGUGGUUGCCAGUUACCUAGCCCACCACGGGGCCAACUUUUACUGUAAAAACAAAAGUGGCAGAACACCAUUGGACCUAAUAGAAAAGGAAAAUUUAAAAAAGACGUUAAAGACGUUAUUCCGACCAACGCAGUUUUUGUUCCUCAGAUGUGUGUUUUGUGAAGACGAAGUGGCCACAGAGACGUUCUUUCCAUGUAAACAUCUUUCGCUGUGUAAGAAAUGCUGUCCCCAAAAGAUACCUAAACAAUGCCUCAAGUGUGGACAGAAUAUAACGAACAAAAUUAGUUUGGAGGGUCCAAAGUCGUCAAAGCCGGAAGUCCAGAUGUUGGCAGAACCACCUGUGAAUCGAACAUUUGAAGACAAGGAAAUGCAGACACUGGCUGAACCUGUUGUGCGUCCAAAGGUUGAAGACAAGGCAUCCCAGACAGAGGCUCAGCCACUUGAUAUACUAACGCUAGAGGUGAAGCAUCUACAUCGGGUGUCCAAAAAGUUGGCCGGUAAAUGGCAGCAACUUGGAAGGGAAUUAGAUAUUACACAAGAUGACCUGGAAAUCAUCAAGAUUGACCAUUCGUACAGUGUUAUGGAACAAGGCUUUCAGAUGCUUCUCAAAUGGUUUCGAGGUUGCGAUCCAGCGAAACGUACACCUCAAACAUUAAAAGAAGCUCUUGACGAAACCGAAUGUUACACGGCAGCUGAAUGUUUAUUAUCAGACUUCAGUUGAAUUUCUUGUAAAUAUUGCUGUUGUUUAACCCCAAGUUUACCAUCACCACACACAGGCAUAUGAUUAAAUGCCUUCCAUCCAGGACCAUCAUGUUUUCCUUGUCUAAUGUGUCAUUCUUUAAGAUGAUAAGUGAUGAAUGGAGUAGGAUUCGGCUACUAAUUCUAGAAGAUCUAAUUACCACAUGGAGAUCUCUUUAUUUGUUUAGCUCCCUUUUUGUUGGAGAUUAACUUUGGAAAUAAAGAUUGAAAUUUCA